CAGCAAAGGAAGCUCUGCCUUGAAUAAAGAGACAUUAGCAAUUAGAAAACAGUUUCUUAUAGCAUCAUUCAGGAGUGAGUUAGCUGAUAUCUGGAGGUAGUUCUGGAAUUCCAAUAGCAGGUAAGACAUUAUGAUGCCACGAGGAUUUGUUCUGUCAGUUAGUCUCAUGUUAUUACUGUUUAACUCCUGUACAACUAAUGUUCUAUAUACAUUGUACCCUACGUGACAUUAGACAGAAUGGCUUGGCUGUGACCAGUCUACUUGCCAUAUCUCUCUGGAUGUUUACUUGUUGCUAUACUGGAUUGUUAUGUAGUAACAAGAUUAUAACAUAAGAACAACACAUGCUUACAGAGACUGUUUCUGCCUGCCAUACUCUCUGAUGGCAGGGUGUAAUCCCCUAACUCUCUGAUUGCAGGGUGUAAUCAUACUAGUCUCUGAUGGCAGGGUGUAAUCAUACUAGUCUCUGAUGGCAGGGUGUAAUCCCAAUAUUAUCUGAUGGCAGGGUGUAAUCAUACUAGUCUUUGAUGGCAGGGUGUAAUCCCCUAACUCUCUGAUGGCAGGGUGUAACCAUACUAGUCUUUGAUGGCAGGGUGUAAUCCCCUAACUCUCUGAUGGCAGGGUGUAAUCAUACUAGUCUUUGAUGGCAGGGUGUAAUCCCCUAACUCUCUGAUGGCAGGGUGUAACCAUACUAGUCUUUGAUGGCAGGGUGUAAUCCCCUAACUCUCUGAUGGCAGGGUGUAAUCAUACUAGUCUUUGAUGGCAGGGUGUAAUCCCCUAACUCUCUGAUGGCAGGGUGUAAUCAUACUAGUCUUUGAUGGCAGGGUGUAAUCCCCUAACUCUCUGAUGGCAGGGUGUAAUCAUACUAGUCUCUGAUGGCAGGGUGUAAUCAUACUAGUCUCUGAUGGCAGGGUGCAAUCAUACUAGCCUCUGAUGGCAGGGUGUAAUCCCAAUAUUCUCUGAUGGCAGGGUGUAAUCCCACUAUUCUCUGAUGGCAGGGUGUAAUCCCACUAUUCUCUGAUGGCAGGGUGUAAUCAUACUAGUCUCUGAUGGCAGGGUGUAAUCAACUAUCUCUGAUGGCAGGGUGAAUCAUACUAGUCUCUGAUGGCAGGGUGUAAUCCCACUACUCUCUGAUGGCAGGGUGUAAUCAUACUAGUCUCUGAUGGCAGGGUGUAAUCAUACUAGUCUCUGAUGGCAGGGUGUAAUCAUACUAGUCUCUGAUGGCAGGGUGUAAUCAUACUAGUCUCUGAUGGCAGGGUGUAAUCCCAAUAUUCUCUGAUGGCAGGGUGUAAUCCCACUACUCUCUGAUGGCAGGGUGUAAUCAUACUAGUCUCUGAUGGCAGGGUGUAAUCAUACUAGUCUCUGAUGGCAGGGUGUAAUCAUACUAGUCUCUGAUGGCAGGGUGUAAUCACACUAGUCUCUGAUGGCAGGGUGUAAUCAUACUAGUCUCUGAUGGCAGGGUGUAAUCAUACUGGUCUCUGACGGCAGGGUGUAAUCCCACUGGUAUCUGAUGGCAGGGUGUAAUCAUACUAGUCUCUGAUGGCAGGGUGUAAUCAUACUGGUAUCUGAUGCAGGGUGUAAUCCCACUAGUCUCUGAUGGCAGGGUGUAAUCAUACUGGUCUCUGAUGGCAGGGUGUAAUCCUACUAGUCUCUGAUGGCAGGGUGUAAUCAUACUGGUCUCUGGUGGCAGGGUGUAAUCAUACUGGUAUCUGAUGGCAGGGUGUAAUCAUACUGGUCUCUGAUGGCAGGGUGUAAUCAUACUGGUAUCUGAUGGCAGGGUGUAAUCAUACUGGUCUCUGAUGGCAGGGUGUAAUCAUACUGGUCUCUGAUGGCAGGGUGUAAUCAUACUGGUCUCUGAUGGCAGGGUGUAAUCAUACUGGUAUCUGAUGGCAGGGUGUAAUCAUACUGGUCUCUGAUGGCAGGGUGUAAUCAUACUGGUAUCUGAUGGCAGGGUGUAAUCAUACUGGUCUCUGAUGGCAGGGUGUAAUCCUACUGGUCUCUGAUGGCAGGGUGUAAUCUUAUUGACAGGGACGAUGCAGGCACCAGACUGUGACCUGGCCAAGCAGAGGAAACAGCUGGUCCAGGAACUGUGCAUGGAGACACAAGGAGGUAUGGCAACCACCACAGUCCACCGAGGGAGUCACGACUCACGACGGGCUAUUGAAAAAGAAAGCCACAUUGCAUUGCAUUUCAUUGGAGAAUUCCAUUAUCUUUGGGUUCCCUUUCAAAUCCUAUUUGAUCCAGAAAAGUUAAUAUAUUCUAGCUCAACAGGGCAAACAGCAUUCCCUCUGAGCUCAACUGUGAGGGUCGUGAAUGAUCAGGGAGUGAGGGGAGUGAAGGGAGCGAGGACCCAAGUAAUGUAUAUCACUCCAGGGGAGGAAUAUCAUUAUGCCGAGGCGAGGGGUGACUCAUAGCAGCAGGAUGGGGCAGAACCAUGAAUCCCACAUACAUGACCUCAUAACAAGAACAGCAUGCCCCAGACUCCUCCAAGUGUCAGGUUUAAUGAUUACACAUGUCCAGCAAUCAAGCACCUUCCUGAAGUAACCAUCCUCAUUCAGGGUCUGAGAGUAGAACUCAAUGUGCCAGAAUAAGAUACUGUUACAAACAGUGAGAGGUUAGAGCCGGUUAGCCAUAUUCUAUUGAACACAGAAGACAUGGUUUUGCUUGCAAGGUAAAGAGGCCACUACAAUCAAGUCAAAAGACUCUGUGGAGGAUAUUAAUACUUUCGUCUGUGUUUAUCUCUCUACGUAUUUGAUUGUUCAUGUGUCAACACUAUCUACAUGUAUCAUGUAUCCGUCUCUGUGUUGCUAACACCUCAGAGCACUUUGACCUGGGGAAGAAGAUCAGCGUUCCUCAGGAUUUGAUGAUGGAAGAGCUCAACCUGCUGUCUAACAGAGGUUCCAGAAUGUACCAGGAGAGGCAGAAGAGGGUGGAGAGGUUCACCUUGGAGAACGUAGCACCAGACACUCACAGGUUGGGGCCCCUCAACCCCCAGCAGCCAGACCAUAGUAGUACACAUAACCAGGGAGCCUCACAAGGAGGGAAGAAUAAUUACCACACAGAGGUCUAUUUUGGACAACCAGGGAGAAACAGCCUAGUGAGAUCCCUGAAGAACACAAUAGCCAGUAAGGGAAACCCCAGUGUCCUGGCCCCAGGUAACUGAGUGUGAGAGAGUGUCUGUCUGUCUGUCUGUGUGAUGGAAGGGGACAGGGUAUUACCCCUACAAUAACAAUCCACCUCACCCCUCCCUCAAAGGUUACUCUGGGCCUCUGAAAGAAGUCCCUCAUGAGAGGUUCAACGUCACUGUGAUCCCCAAGUCCUACUGCUCCCCAUGGCUGGUUCAAGACCAGCACGGUGACAGUGACAAGCUGCUGACUGCCAUCUCCGCCCAUCUACCUGAGCUGCCACAGAAACUCACCCCAGCCAACUACAGGUGCUUCAACAGGUGACCCCACGCUACUGGCUCUAUAGGCUGCCCUUGAUCACUCCCUACACUCCCACACAGCUUGUGGUUGACUAAUCAAGGUGUGUGUUUUUGAGAAAUACUUAAGCAUCAACCUUUCAGUCCAGUCAACGAAAAUUCUAGGCCUCUGGUUUCCUCCUUGGCUGGCUUCUGAAACCUCUUUAUAAAAGGCUGCUGUCUGCUUGUGAAACCAGAAUCUGGCACUGGCUCACACCAGACUGGGCCACUGAGUCGUGUCUAUUUUAAAACACAGCGUCUGUAAGCUGAUGCCCACACCACAACUCUAGAAAAUACUCAAGACAGAUUUAUAUCAAGAUACAAGGGGGAAUCUGUCUGCAUCAUUCAACUUUUUGAGAUAAUCUACUCACACCAUGCUACCAUUACCACCCACCCACUAGAGGCUUUUUGAUCAGAGAGAAGCCAUAUUAUUUAAUCUGUGGUUAUACUUUCGAACUGCAGAUCCUGACACACCUUUAUUUCUCUAGGGCCCCAAUGCCAUUUGGGGGGACAGCAGGUAGUGUGAGGAUGUUCCCCCUGCCUGGUUUUGAGCUCCUGCAGGCCCAUACUGAACCUAGUCGGACCUGGGAGAGCAUGUGUGACCGGCCCAACUUCAACCGCACCCCAAGAGGUUGGGCUGCCCACUACACUGCUGAAAUGGAGACUUCAGACCUCUGAGACCAUGGCUGUGAUCGAGAGCAUCAGGGGUAACUUGUGACUGACUGAUCUACAAAUAAUAUUGAGUAGUUAUUUAUGAUGCAAGGUGAUUUGUUGAUCAGUCUCGACUCUCCUGUAAAGUCGGCUUCAAUGGCGAAAGCGCCCCAUGACAGCUUUAGAUGAUGACACAGAUGACCUCUUUACACUCUUAGAGACAUGAACGGCAAGUCCAACUAG
Coregonus sp. 'balchen' is the source of this 4351-nucleotide messenger RNA. The record is from the annotation of a GenBank genome assembly. Lineage: Eukaryota; Metazoa; Chordata; Actinopteri; Salmoniformes; Salmonidae.